ACAAAAAAUGGAUGAGAGCGUAAACAGAUAAUCAUUUUAAUAAAAUAUUUAAAUGCAGCUCAUUUAUGUGUCGCGAUGACGUCGGAAAAUGACGUCUUAAAGCUUCGAUGUGUCCGCUAUGUUAGUUUUAUUUGAUUGAAGUAAUCAUUGAUUCCUUUAGUGACAUAUUUGUUCGGUUAGAGAACCAUUCCAUCAUGGAUUUGAUAAGAACUCCCAAGAUAGAGAAAGUGAAGAUGCUGGAUCGCUUCAACAGCAAGAAGCCCAACGUGGGGACCCUGCACCUGACUGCGACCCACUUGAUUUUCAUUGAUCCCGAGAGAAAGAAGGAGGCAUGGAUCCUGCACACCCACAUUGCGAGCGUGGUGAAGCUGGCCAUCUCCGCCCAGGGCUCCCCCCUGCAGAUCCGGUGCAAGAACUUCCUCUCUGUGACCUUCGUCAUCCCCAAGGAGAGGGACAGCCACGACAUCUACAUGUCCCUGCUCAAGCUCUCCCAGCCCACCAGCGUGCAGGACCUGUACUGCUUCCACUACACGGCCUCCAACGAGGACCAGCCCAAGCGCUCGGGCUGGAACAAGUUCGACCUGCAGGCAGAGUUCGCCCGCAUGGGGGUGCCCAACGACAAGUGGCACCUCACCACCAUCAACAGGGACUACGAAAUUUGCGACACGUACCCCCGCCUCCUGUACGUCCCGGCCUCCUCGUCCACGGCCAUCCUGGUGGGCAGCAGCCGCUUCCGGAGCCGGGGCCGCCUGCCCGUGCUCUCCUACCUCCACAAGAACAUGGCCGCCAUCUGCCGCUGCUCCCAGCCGCUGUCCGGCUUCAGCGCCCGCUGCCCGGAGGACGAGCGGCUGCUGGACUGCAUCCUCAAGUCCAGCCCCAACGGGGAGUACAUGUACGUCGUGGACACCAGGCCCAAGAUCAACGCCAUGGCCAACAGGGCGGCGGGCAAGGGCUACGAGAACGAGGACUUCUACCGCAACAUCAAGUUCCAGUUCUUCGGGAUCGAGAACAUCCACGUCAUGAGGAGCAGCCUGCAGAAGAUGGUGGACGUGUGUGAGCUGAAGGUGCCCACCAUGGGGGCGUUCCUGAGCGGCCUGGAGAGCAGCGGCUGGCUGAGGCACGUCAAGACGGUGCUGGAGGCGUCCGCCUUCAUUGCGGAGGCCCUGGAGAACGGGACGUCCGUCCUGGUGCACUGUUCCGACGGCUGGGACCGGACCGCCCAGACCUGCUCCCUGGCGGCCCUGCUGCAGGACCCCUACUACAGGACCAUCACCGGAUUCCAGGCCCUGCUGGAGAAGGAGUGGCUCUCCUUCGGGCACAAGUUCACGGACCGGUGCGGCCUGGUGCAGGGGGACCCGAAGGAGGCGGCGCCGGUCUUCACCCAGUUCGUGGACGCGGUGUGGCAGCUGACGCACCAGUUCCCCUCCUCCUUCCAGUUCAACGAGCGCUUCCUCCUCACCGUCCACGACCACGUCCACUCCUGCCAGUUCGGGACCUUCGUGGGCAACUGCGAGAAGGAGAGGGCAGACCUCAGGCUGAGCGAGCGGACCUAUUCGCUGUGGGGCUACAUGUCCAACCACCUGUCGGAGUUCCUGAACCCCCUCUACCGGAGGGAGGUGGACCGAGUGCUGCACCCCAGUCCCGCCCCCCAGGCCAUACAGUUCUGGCGGGGGAUGUACAACCGGUUCGAGGACGGCGUGCACCCGAGGGAGCCCCUGGGGGACAUGCUGGUGGCCGCCAAGGACCACAUCUCCAGCCUGGAGGACCACGCACUCUUCCUGCAGAAGCGCAUCGGGCGGCUGAAGAGAGCACUGGGCCACACGGAGACCCCCACGGAGGAGCGGGCCUCCCUGGCAAGGGGCGACGCAGAGAACGGACUCCUUGAACCAGGUUCACCCUCCCUCUCCUCGGAGGUGGAGUCGGUGGCCAUCGAGUGGAGGACCCUGAGGAACGUCAAGGAGUGCAUCUGCUCCACGCCCUUCGACCACUUCCGCAGAAAGUUCCACUGCUGGUCGUGCGGGGACGUGUUCUGCAUCCGGUGCAUCGACAAGCGCCUGCCCCUGCGGGGCCACGGCCACGGGCGGCCGGUCCCCGUGUGCCGCCACUGCUACCGGGAGCUCCGGAGGACGGACUCCGUGGACUCCUGACUCCGCCCCCGGCCCCCCUGUACAUAGCCCCCUCCCGCAUAAAGAGAGUACUUA
Uloborus diversus is the source of this 2201-nucleotide messenger RNA. It is a transcript of the gene Mtmr6, whose product is annotated as myotubularin-related protein 6-like. Gene Ontology annotation, biological process: dephosphorylation. Gene Ontology annotation, molecular function: metal ion binding; phosphatase activity. Bases 195 to 2147 code for a protein of 650 amino acids. NCBI's taxonomy places the organism in Eukaryota, Metazoa, Arthropoda, Arachnida, Araneae, Uloboridae. The transcript has 15 exons. The record is from RefSeq and is a predicted model, not a curated record.